AUGGGUUUUGAUGAUCUGCUUGUAGUUCAUGUGGGGGCAGGUUUUCACUCUCCAAAACUCAAUUCAUCAUAUAAGAAGCUCAUCAAAUCAGCAUUACAAUGUGAUCUGAUACAGGAUGUCGCAUCUAUAGUGGAAAAGGAUCCAUUAACCAAUACUGGGUUCGGUUGUAAUGUCGAUAGAAAUGGACAUGGCUCGCUGGAUGCCUCUUACAUCCGAGUGAGGCACGAAAAGGUGACUGAGGCAAUUGCACUAUUGCAAAUAAGCAACGACAAUCCGACAGAGACAGUGUUGGAGGCUGUGAAUUGGCUCGAUCAGGAGUAUGCCAAAGACUCAAUAUCAUCUCUGUUGGGGCUCCUGAGGCCGCUUAUGAUGGAGUAUCGAGAUUUACAGAAAUUUAGAGGUAUGGGAAUUGAAGAUGAGGCCGAUUUGGUUCGACCCUCAACGAGAAAAGCGUACAAAAGAAUUGCGGCCUUGUUCGGACAACAAGCACAAGAAUCAGAUGUCAAGGCAGAUCAACCCAAUAAUACCCGAACAAAACGCAAGAAUCAAACGACAAAUAGCAAUCUUUCUAUUGGGAAGCGGAAAAAAAUGAGUGAUUUGGAAGCAGCGACGCUGGAAGCAGAAUCGGCAACCGACGAGUGCAACGUUCAAGAUACGGUUGGAAUUAUGCACUUCAAUUCAGAGGGCUACGAAUUAGCGUCUUCUUCAGGAGGAACCUUUUUUCGCAUUCCUGGAAGAGUCAGUUGUGCGGGCGUGCUUGGCGCUGGCAUUGCCUUCAGUUGCGUUAACCAUAUCAAGGUAUCAACGAUGUGUACCGGAAACGGAGACGACAUAACACGAAUGAAUUUAGCUUCUUAUCUCAGUGACGCAUUCACUACUCAUUUGGAUACAUUGUCAGAAGAUACCCCCGAUUUUGGAAAGAUAUUGAUAGAGAUGGUGCUACGAAAGUCUAAGCAAUAUGAACUAUCUGGAGUUGACCAUAACAAUGAACCAUCGAUAUAUUUAGGAGUAAUCAUGGUGAUAGAAACUCGCGAGUACAAACGAUUGGUUUACUGUCAUAGUACUGAGUCAUUUUACUUUGGAUUCAAACUGAAGGGAGGGACAGAAAUUGUUUUAAGCCGAAAGGACAACAACUCAAACAAGUUUUUAUAUGGUGAAUAUAUUCUAUGA
Molecule: messenger RNA, 1170 nt
Organism: Australozyma saopauloensis
Lineage: Eukaryota; Fungi; Ascomycota; Pichiomycetes; Serinales; Metschnikowiaceae
Gene: FGR10
Product: Fgr10p
Exons: 1
Coding region: 1-1170 (389 amino acids)
Biological process (GO): protein maturation
Cellular component (GO): cytoplasm
Molecular function (GO): beta-aspartyl-peptidase activity; threonine-type endopeptidase activity; asparaginase activity
Source: RefSeq, a predicted model, not a curated record